UAAGGAGAAGGAGACGAGUGUUCAACAUGAGAAGUUCCAUGAUGCUCCUGGUGCUGCAGCUUCAAGUGUUACCACUGCAUCUUCCUCACCAAAUCAGGAAAGUUUGAACAUUUUUCAUUCUAUUGUCAAAGGUUCAUUUCAUCAAGGUCAUAAGCGUUUUGGGUGCAACCGAUUUAAACAGUGUGCACCAAACAGCAUUACAGCCAUCAUGACAAACACUGUCAAAAUGGCUUCCACAUGGUCAAGAAAAGACAUUAACAAUAUCUUGAUAAGUGGUGAUAGUUUAUACACUUACAUGAAAGAGCAAAACAUGAUCAGUGAUGCAGAAGGCAGUGGUUAUGUUUUUGUUCAAGAAUUACCCACAGAGCACACAUUCCAUCACCACAAGUUUUCUUUGGAAUACAUGCAGACCUUCACAGGACAUCUUCAUCAGCAGAUUUACCAUGAAGAUGUUUCAGAUUUUGCCAUGCCUUUGGACGUUGCAUUACAGAGAGCUAUAUUUGACAAUGACGGCUGUCUGUUUACAAUUAGUAGAAACACAUGUGCAGUUUUGAAAGAACAAUCUCAGUUUUCUGUUUUUGAUCCACAUUCACGUGGUCAUGAUGGUCUCUGGCAGUUGAAUGGCACAAGCAUAGUAGCACACUUUGAUACUUUAGACCAAGUUUAUACACAUUUAAUCAAUCUCUCUCACUCUUUGUGUGCUGACAAUGCAAAUGAAGAGGACACAGCUUUUGAAAUGACCGGUGUUAAGGUGACAGCUCAAUCUAUGAGUAAACCUAUCCAAAGGAAAACUGCUUCUUGCCAACAUGAUGUAGAGUUAAUCAGUGGAAAUGAUGACAGUUUUGAUGACGAUACAUUUGAUCAGUUAGUAGUUGAAGAGAUUGAAGAUGUGGCAGUUAGUGACACAUCUGAGUCUCUUUCUGAAUCUCCAUCUCGUUGUGAGCUCCUCCAUACGCAAAAUAGUUCUUUUCAAGAUGAAGCAGAGUCAAUAUGUACUAGUUUUGAUGAUGAUAGUUUUGAUAAAGUAGUACUUCAGGAAAUAGAAGAUAUUGCAGUUAAUGACACCACUUCCCUUGAUGUAGACUCAGUAACUGAAAAUCAUCACACUUCUUUGGAUCAAGCAAUAAUUGAAGAAGUGCCACAAAAUGAUACAUCUGUUUUAAUAAUUUCAGAAAAUAUCAACAGCACUGUUACUUUCAAUCCUCUGACCUCUAAAGACAAAAGAAAUUUUUGCACCCAACUACAGAUAGUUCCAAGUUUAGAAAGGGUGAAAAGUCUUUGGGAAAGUAUUACAUUAGAUGAACCGUUACCUUGUACCACUAUACACAUCCAGCCAGACGGCAACUGCUUUUUCCGUGCUCUUGCAUUUGUAAUUACUGGGAAUGAAGAGUUGCAUAUGUGGAUUCGCAGGGCUGUUGUUAAUCAUAUUCUUCAAAAUUCUGACCUCUAUUCAAGUUACAUCAGACAGGAAUUUGAAUCAGUACAGCAGUAUGUUACACAAACAGGCAUAAAGAAAGUUGGAUCCUGGGCUACAGAGAUUGAGAUACAAGCAGCUGCAGACUUUUUUCACACCCAUAUUUACACUUACACUCAAGGAAAAUGGUUACAAUAUGGCUCUUCUAGUACUUUAGACAACACCAAGGGUAUUUAUCUGAAACACUGUAAUGAAUGUCAUUAUGAGCCAAUCGCAUGUGUGAAAGAUAAAACGAACACAUGUUUUAACCUGAUCUCAUGUAAUUAUAGUCACUUUAAAGGUGAGAAGGACAUACUAUCUCCAUCUAAGAUAAGCAGAGAGAACAGGAGAAAGAGAACUCUGUAUAAUGAAGACAUUGAGAUAAGGGAAAGCAAAAAAAUGAUGUUACAGAAAUUAUAUAAAGACAAUCCUAAGUACAGAUUACAGAAGAAGCAAUUAAGUGUCAUUACAUAUAGAAAUAAGCCAGACCUGAGAGCAAGACUCAAACUUGCUAAUAAACAAAACUACUACAAAAAGCCGGAACUGAGAGCAAGACUCAGACAAGACAGUAAAGAAAACUAUAAAAACAAACCUGAAGUGAGAGCAAGACUCAAACUUGCCAGCAAAACCACUUAUGCAACCAAAAGUAAACACUCUAAGCUUCAGUUAUUGAAACAGAACGUAGAAAGAUAUAGAAAUAAGGUUGACCACCGUAACCGCAUCAAACAGUCUAAUUCUGAACGGUAUAGAAAUGUAACUGCUUAUGCCGAUUCUAUUAAAGAGCACGGAAAACGUAGACGACAAAAUCUCAUGACUGGAAAAAAGUCCAUAGACAAUGUCAUUCAGCUUUUUAGAGAAAAGGUUAAAUUUGGCCCUCAAUUCGUCUGUUGUGUUUGUCAUCGAUUACUUUUUAAACAUCAAGUUGUUGGAUGUAAAACACAGCAGUAUGAAAUUAGAGGUUCAUUCAUUUCAUCUGUGGCAAAAAAAUGCAUCACUGACACUUAUUUACACAAGUGUGGACAGUCUUCAGUUUCCAAAUGCCAUCUAGAGGUUAGCCCUGCAUGUAAAUUGUGGGUCUGUUUUACUUGUCAUCGUAAAAUGCUCAAUGGAAAAGUCCCUGAAGAAAGUGUUGCAAACAAUAUGCACCUAGAUUCUAUUCCUGUAGAACUUAGUACGUUGAAUCCUCUUGAGCAACAUCUAGUGGCACAGCACAUUCCGUUUAUGAAACUUUUAGCCUUACCAAAGGGAGGCCAAAAUGGUGUCCAUGGACCUGUGACUUGUGUUCCAUCUAAUACAGAAACUGUGAGUAACAUUCUACCCAGAUUAGAUGAUCAGAAUCUAAUGAUUAAAGUGAAACUGAAGCGAAAGCUGACAUACAAGGGUCACUAUGACUAUCAGUAUGUCAACGCUCUGAAAGUACAUAAUGCAAUUGCAUACCUUAAAUCUCACAAUACUUUUUACAAAGAUGUACAAUUUAACAGUGCAUGGACAAAUCCCCUAGAAAAAGAGUCUGAAAACUCUACCUCUGAAACUGACAACGUCACUUUGGAAGAAGACAGCAAUAGAGCUGAAAUAGAGUGUGAACAUCCUGGCAAAGGAGAUGGCAGUGGCACAGAGGUAGAGUCUGAAGAUCUUGUUAGCGAUGAUCAUUUUAAUGAUAGACAACAGCAUGGGAUGUUUUUGGACACAUGUAUGCAACCAGUAGACAUUGCCCAAGAAAUACUAGACAACCAUUUUGACAGUGUUUUAUCAGUAGCACCAGCUGAGGGAAAUACUCCAGUCAGAUUGCUUACCGAUACUUCUAAUGAGGCUAAAUGCUUUCCAGUUCUGUUUCCCAAUGGAACAGGUACAUUUCAUGAUGCAAGAGAGCAAAGGAUUACACUCAGCAAAUAUUUAAACACCCGAAUUCUCAAUGCUGAUGGCAGAUUUGGCAAGAACUUGGAUUAUAUCUUUUAUGCACAAUAUUUGUCAGAAGUUAAUCAAGUUGUGUCAAAUGUUUCCAUUGCACUGAGAAAGGGCUACCAUGGCUUAGACAACACCAACAUUACAUCAUCCAUGCUGGGCAAUACAGACUUUUUGAAGAAUGUUUUAAAUGCUGACAUGGGCUAUAAGUUUUUGAAGCCCAUUAGAGGUACACCAGUAUUUUGGCAGGGAGUUCAAAAAGAUCUGUUUGCUUACGUUAGACAACUUGGCAUUCCUACAUGGUUUGCUUCCUUUUCUUCAGCAGAUUUAAGAUGGCCAGAAUUUAUGGAAGCUUUUAUGGCUAUAGAAAACAUUCAAGGCAAUAUUCAUGACAUGGACUGGGCACAGAAAUGUGACUUAUUGAAAAACAAUCCAGUGACAGCAGCCAGAAUGUUUGACUAUAGAUUUAGAUCUUUUUUAAAAGAUGUUAUCAUGUCUCCCGCUCAGCCAAUUGGUAAAAUCAUUGAUUAUUUUUAUAGAGUAGAGUUUCAGCAACGUGGAUCAUGUCACACUCAUUGUCUAUUUUGGACCGACGGGCCUAAAAUAGGAGUCAACACAGACGCUGAAGUCAUAGCUUUUGUAGAUAAAUAUGUUACAUGCGACCUCCCACCUGACAGUGACCCUCUCCAUGAAGUGGUACAUAGUGUUCAAAUGCAUAGCAAAAAACACUCUAAAAGUUGCAGAAAAAAUCACACAACUUGCAGGUUUCACUUUCCCCGACCACCAAGCAACAAUACAUUCAUAUGUAAACAGGAAACAGAUGUUGAUAAUAAGGAAAACCCAUCUGACAAAACAUCUUCAGAUUUAAAAAAGGCAGCCAAGCAUAUCAUGACCAAAGUUAAAGAAGCUUUGACCAGUGAAAACAACACAUUUAGUAGCAUAGAUGACUUGUUUAAUUCCAUUGGUAUUGACCAGACUACAUUUGAAACAGUUUACAAAUUGACCUCUACAAAAACAACUGUCGUCCAUAAACGAAACAUAAACGACAUCUGGGUUAACCAGUAUAACACAGACCUGCUACGUUGCUGGAAUGCAAACAUGGACAUCCAGUUUGUCUGUGAUGCAUAUGCAUGCAUUGUUUAUAUCAUUUCCUACAUAUCCAAAGCAGAAAGAGAAAUGGGUUUGCUAUUAAAACAUGCACAAAAUGAAAUCAAACAUAAUGAAAACCUGGAUGCAAAACAAGCGCUUAACAAAUUAGGGAAUGUGUUUCUGCAUAACAGAGAAGUUUCUGCUCAAGAAAGUGUGUAUCGGGUAACAAACAUGAGAUUAAAAGAGGGCUCUAGAAAAGUCACAUUUGUUCCAACAGGUGACAACAUUGUCAGAAUGAGCUUACCUCUUAAUGUCAUUCAAAACAGUGCUAAUGGUAAUCAGAUCUGGAUGACAAACAUUACUGAUCGAUACAAAAGCAGGCCUAAGUCCAGUGAAUUUAUGGACAUGUGCAUAGCUACUUUUGCCUCAGAAUACAGAAAUGUACCAAACAGUGAGAAAUCUAGACCAGAAGUGGUUAGUUUAUUAAACAACAAUGGUUGUGUAAGGAAGCGGACAAGGACAAAUGUAGGUGUUGUUAGAUAUGCUCGUUUUUCUAAAGAACAAGAUCCUGAGAAACACUAUCAAAGCCAGCUUCAGUUGUUCCUUCCUUAUUACACGGAAAACCAGUUAAAACCAACACAAUUUACAACAUUUCAAGAGUUUUAUGAGACCGGCUCAAUCACAAACAGUAGUAAAAACAUCCAGUCUGUCAAAGACGUAGUAGAAUUCAACAGAUCCAAGUUUGAAAUCAAAGCAGAAGAUUUACAAAACAUACAGGAAGAUAUUGAACACUUUGGAUUUCAAGAAGAUGUUUGGGCAGAGCUGUGUCCUGAGGCAGAACUAGACCGAUUGGAAUGUUUGGAAGACAGAUCUUUAGAUAACAAUCCAAAUCCUGGUGAACAAGAAGUUAUUCCAGAUCUAGAGCCAAUCACAAAACCAGCUUUAUCAUUUCACAUUCAAAAACAGAUAGUCUCACACAAGGAAGCACAAUCCUUAAUGCGUUCUCUAAAUCAGCAGCAGAGCAACGUGUUUUAUAAAAUCCGGCAGUGGUGCUUAGAUAAAGUAAACGGUCACAAUCCAAGCCCUUUUUAUGUUUUCAUUUCAGGUGGAGCGGGAACAGGCAAGUCCCAUUUGGUAAAAGCUGUGUCCUAUGAAACAACCAGAAUACUAUCCAGAUUAUCUAAUUAUCCUGAUGAUAUUCAUGUUUUACUGACUGCCCCCACUGGAGUGGCUGCAUUAAAUAUCAAUGCCACAACAAUACAUAAUAGCUUUGCAAUUGGCAACAAUAUUUCAUUACCAUACCAGCCUUUAAGAGAGGAAAAAAUAAACACAUUAAGAGCAACCCUGAAACAUUUACAGAUCUUGAUAAUAGAUGAAAUCUCAAUGGUUGAUAACAAGCUUUUAACAUAUAUCCAUGGUAGACUGCGUCAGAUCAAACAGUGUUCAGACUUUUCUUCAUUUGGUAAUGUCUCCGUCAUAGCUGUUGGUGAUUUUUAUCAGUUGCCACCUGUCAAAGGGACUCCACUCUACAAGGACCCCAUUGGUUCCAAUUUGUGGCAAAACAGUUUCAGUCAUGUAGAACUCACAGACAUAGUACGACAGAAAAACAAAGACUUUGCUGUAACACUUAACCGUUUAAGAAAACACAAAAAAGACCAACCACUUCACCCACAAGACGAAGCUCUUCUCAAACGAUGUGAAACAGGCAUGGCUGAAGACACUGAAAUUCUGCAUCUUUUUGCAACAAACAGUGAUGUUGAUAAUCAUAACUUCAACAUGUUGCAUAAACAAUGUACAGACAUUGUACAAAUCAAAGCCCAAGAUUUCCAUAAAAACCCUCAGACUGGCCGUACCACUAGAAUACCCUCAACACUUGAUUUUGGCAAGAAAACCUAUUUAGAUAAAUUACUAAGCGUUGCUCCUAAAGCUCGUGUAAUGCUCAUUAAAAACAUCGAUGUUUCUGAUGGACUUGUUAAUGGUGUGUUUGGUACUGUUUGUCGCAUCCAAUUUCUAAGUAACAAUAGCUUCCCACACAUCAUUUAUGUUAACUUUGAUAACCCAAGUAUAGGCCAACAACUACGACACAAGUUUCCAACUUCAGACACCGAGCUGACUAAUGCCACACCAAUUAGUCCCGAUGAAGAUAAACUUGAAAAGGGGGUUAGACGUCAAUUUCCACUGCGGCUGGCUUGGUCUUGCACCAUACAUAAAGUCCAAGGCCUAACACUACAGAAAGCAGUAGUCUCUUUUAAAAGGAUUUUUUCUGCUGGACAAGCAUAUGUAGCUUUAAGUCGUGUUACAUCACUAGAACACCUCACUAUCCAAGAUUUUAAGGCUAAAGCAAUCUAUGCAAGAAGUGAUGUGGAAGAAAACUUGAAAUUAAUGCCAAACUUUAUCGACACACCAGUUUCAAUGCCAAACUGCACUUUUAAAGUCUGUCUUCAUAAUGUGCAAGGUCUCAAGAAUCACAUACAGGAUGUCAAGAGCAACCAAAAACUACUCACAGCCGAUAUAAUUUGUCUGACAGAAACUUGGUUAAAAGAAACACAUCCCCCUGAAAGCAUUUCACUGCCAGGUUGGACUUUUCACCACAAAACAAGAUCUGACUCAUACGAUGAAACUGGACUAUUUUCUACAUUCAGAAGCAAAAAUGGUGGUGGUGUUGGUUUCUAUCACAAAAACAGCAUUAUGUGUAAAAGUAUGGCUUUCAAUUGCAACAACCUGGAAGCUUUGCUUUUUAGCACACAGACUUUAAACCAUCAUUAUAUGCUGUUGUACAAACCACCAUCAUAUAACCUUCAGAAAUUCAAAGACAAUCUAAGACCUGUACUGCAUUAUUUCAAUGAAUUUCCAGGAACCAAAAUAGUCAUGGGUGACAUGAAUGAUGAUGCACUGGUUUCUAAUUCAUUUGUCAGCUUCAUGAAAUUGCAAGGAUACACUCAAAUAGUAACAAGUCCAACAACUGAAAAUAAUACUCUAAUUGAUCAUGUUUACAUCAAAGACAUUGAUCCCAAAACCAUACAUGUAGAAGUUAUUCCCACCUAUUACAGUUACCAUGAAUGUAUUCAAAUAUCAUUCUUGACAGAAACAGACACAGACAUACAGUUACAGGAACUGGGGACAGACAGACAGGGACUCCAGGACAAAUAGCCUCAAAGGGAAAGACAGACAAUCACAGAUAGAUGGACGGGUGGACACCAGAGCUGACCAUAAAUUACACAUAGAGGUCCGUUUAAUCAUCUAAACUUAUUUGGACUCUUAUACCAUACCAUACCAUACCAUACCUCACCAUACCUUACUGUUUAAUGUAUAUUUAGCAUGUGAAAUACACUUUUUAUCCAUAAAAAAGUGUAUGACAGUAUCACACUUACUUGUGGUUUUGAUAAUGGACACUUGAAAUGUUACUUUGUGUUGUGCCAUUACUGUUUCAAUAUAUAAAAAUGUAUCCAUUUAGAUAUUCACAAUUUCACUUAUUCUAGUACUAUUUUUAUUUUCCUUUGUUAAAGAUUUCAUUUUACAGCACUCUUCUUUUUUUCAAUCUCCACUAGGAACAAUCACCCACCAGAUGAAGUUCCUGAAACAACACAACCGAAAUCUGCAGAAUCAGCAACCAUCAUGUGACCACGCCGCCCGCCUGUCGUCCUGUUUGCUUCCCAGCCUGCCUUACUACCAGCCUCUAGACCUGCAUCAUAUCCUGCCUCACUGUCUGCCUCGCAACCUGUUUCCUCAUCCCGUCCUGGAUCCUCAUUCUCUGCUGCUUGUCUGUCCCCACCUGGCCCCAAAGCCCCAGCCCUGCCUCACCAAGACCGAUCAUCUCCAAUCUCGAUCCCUCCUAUUCCAAUUUGGAGCACCGUUUUCAGUUUCACAUUGUUCUUAAUAAAUAUUAUUUGUUAUUCACUUGCCAUCGUUUCCAUCUGUGAUUUUUUCAUGUCCUGGGUAAAACAUUCCCAAUAUGACACUUUGCCUCAGAAUGCCCUUCUGCCACUUUGCUAUACAUUGUGUAACACAUCAUUUGUACAUUUACAUAUGUAGAUAACAAUAAAGUGUUUUCUGUA
Nothobranchius furzeri (turquoise killifish) is the source of this 8499-nucleotide messenger RNA. Lineage: Eukaryota; Metazoa; Chordata; Actinopteri; Cyprinodontiformes; Nothobranchiidae. The record is from RefSeq and is a predicted model, not a curated record.